GUUAUUUUGAAUGUGAAUUAGGAAACAACUCUGGAGACAUACGACGGGUAACGGCGAUCACUUAAUCAUAAAAGAUUUGAUUUUAAAUUAGUCGACGCCGAAUGAAACCUUGAACCUUUUCAAUUUCAACUUUUUCCGACUCGGACUUUCGCCGACUAACACAAAGAUAUUUCCAUUAUCUUCAAUGGAUUCAGUACGGCCGAUAUGGCUUCGGUGACAUCGCUUGGCCUGCACCAACCCACUGCACUUCAAUACGCCAUACAGGAACAACUACUUCCAGAAAACCCACCUAGUUCCUCAUACCAUUGGGACAUAACUAUAGACCAUACUAAUGGUGAAGAGGGAGAAGAUGAGCUUCUUGUCACCAAAGAUGCUGUUAUAUGGUCACGAGGCUGCAUCUUUCGAAAAUGCUUUGGCUUCAAGUUAGAAAAGGAACCUAUCAUUCAGGCCUUGUUGACAUAUUUUCCAAACUCCGAACAUGCGGAAGACGUCCAGGAGAACUUGGUAGGAGGAAAACGAAGCCAACCCGACGAAAGUGAGAGGGGCUUGUCUAAAGCUCUGGUGGUCUUUCUCAAAACUCAAGCUCAUAUUUAUUUCCUUGACGGCACCAGUCAUGUCGUACAUAUGCCCUUUGAAGUCGAGUCUGCUUGUGCGGCACCUAAAGGCGUCAUAAUACAGAGAAGAUUACAGACCGACAAUGGUUUGGCCUCGAGUCUUAAGUUUCCCCGAGUACCACAUAACUCUUUCAUAUCGAAUCUCUCGCCCGCAUCAAUCCGAUCCUCUCAGCAGAGUACAUUCACAAUUGAGACUCUUGGGAAACCCAAAGCACUUCCCCUUAGAAUAAAUCCCGACAUUAACAUUCCUUGGGAUAGCUCCGAAGGAAAAAAUGAUUCUCGAUGGCCUCGUCUAGUUGUUCUCACCGAUCCUCUGUUGGAACUUGGUUUGGUUGUCAAUCCGCCCGACAGAUCUGCUAAGCGCAAGAGUCGUCGGGGUUCUGAUAAAUCUCCUAACUUUCUUGAUCGUGCUGAGGAGAUCAUUCACAUCGAAGAAAUACCACACCACCAAACCUAUAGGAGGGGUAAGGGAAAAGUGGUUCUUGCAGUCACUGUUAAUAGAGAAGCCUGCAUGUACACCGUCUGGAAACUUACCUAUAUCGAGAAUGAAGAUCCUUUUACCACCAAAAAAAAGAAGCCCGAGGAUAAGGCAGACAGAAGACGCAGUUCAAUGCAACCACGUCUAUCCAGUGGUGCUACAACACCAUUGCACCCAACUUUUAGAGAGAGUUUUGGUGCGCCUUUACCUGGGAAACGACCUCGCAAGAGCGAAAAGGUCGAAAAGAACGAUAAGGUUCUAGAGAAUCUCGAAUCUUCGUUGGGGAUAGAGAAGGAGUCGGGUGUGACCCGUAGGACUUCUCGUCGAGUGAGUUCUAUGCUUGCUAGAGCGGAUCUUUCUGCUUCACAGGAUAGAACCGCAUUCUCUGAGCAGGCCCAAAUUUCCAACCACACUAACUCGAGGAGGGAUACUUCGCAUGGUAGUCAUCGAACUCGCAGUAGCGGUGCAUUUACUGGGCCUAGUUUUACCGGAAAUACCAACCAUUCCGUGAGCACUCUUCUGGAAGCGCCAGUUGAUACCUUGCUGGAGGAAUUGCGUUCGGGAGGUGAUUUUGAAGGGUUCCAUAGUAUGGGCCUAGAUGAUCAUGAUUUCGAUGGGCUUAACCAGGAAAUUCUCUUUACACGAAUUCACAGUAUCCCUAUUGACAACAGCAACGUCCGGUAUUCUCUCUCGAAGCAACCGGCCCGAACCCAGUGCAAAGUCUUUUGUCUCACCGGCCCAGAGUCUUUAGACGACGGGUACAACCGCCAGCAGGUCUUGGUGGGAAUCCAGGACCCGAUGGAGAAGCGACUCCAACUAUUAACCCUCCAUCUGCAAUCGAGUAGGUCCAGAUCUGCAUCGCCAGCCGAACCUGUCAAGACGGUCGUCACAUUUGGGCAAUUGAAGAAAGCCCAAGGCAUUAUAGAUUCGUGCAAGAUCAAUGAUGGCGAGAUAUCGAUGAUUCUAGUGUUGUCACAAUCGAGCGAAGGCCAACGUGAGCUCAGUAUCCAAGCACCGUGGACACAAUUGACAUCUAUCACUCUUCCGCCGAAAUUGUCGCUUGCGAAUUUACGUAGUCUCGACUACCAUGGCAGCCUUAUUGAUCGGGAUAUUGGUGUUAGGAGAGCAGUAACCCCCGUGAUUGGGGAAAUUGCCGGCUUAAGACACCCCAAGCUCCGUGGUAUUGUUGAUAUUCUGGACGAGGAUACUCAACAGCACCAUCAAAUACGCAUUCAACUCCAAUCAACCUCCCCGCGAGUUUCAAAAAUCCUGAAAGCCUUGCGCGCAGCUCUUCCUGCUUCUUCCGGUGAGAGGUUAAUUGCUAAUUGGUGGGAGAUUAUCGAUUGGCUCCGACAACAAGAUGCUGAUGUUAUCGAUAUUGAAUGGUCCGCUAUCGUUAUUCAAAUACUCUCGAUAUAUCUCGCUCUCGGUGUGGAUGAGACCACCUUGCCAGCAGAUCCGACCCCACGAAGGAGGUCCAGAGGCUUUUUAAGGUCCAGCAGCGGAGUGCAGGUUGACCUUAGCGACUGGGACGCGAUGAACACUUACGAAACACUAGGUUCCUCGACACAUCCACCCUGGAUGGAGAAUAAAGCGUGGCAGUGGACAAUGGAAGAAGACGAUGCCUGUUUAACUAUGUUUCAACCCAGUUCCGGACGAGACAAUUUGAGUUUUCUCUCUUCGCAUACGAAAUACGCUUUAACGUACGUAUCCUCAAAUUAUGGAGAAGCUACCUAUGGCCCAGAGGGAUACCUUCAAACUUCUCAAAGCCAUGACUACUUAACACGAACUCGAUAUGCCCAAGAUAUCUUUCUUACAUUGCACCUUCUCCUCGAGGAGCAGAAGCUUGAUGUUACAUCUUUUCACGUAUCUUCGCCGGGAUCGGUGGACCUACGGGCAGUACUGCUUCAAGUUACACGAUGGUUGAAAUGGAACGAAUGGGUAAAUCAAUAUGAGCUUGAAAUGCCAUUGGAUUGGCCGGACCAAUUCCCAGAAUCAAUGGACAUAGCCAUAUCACUCGUACCCCAAGAACCGGCUUACUGGAACGUUUUCGAUUGGAUCCGAACCAAUCUUUCUCAAGAGCCGAUUUCAUCCGCGUUUGUGCCGCCGAUAAGGUCGGCCAUGGCUUAUACAAUAGUCCCGCGCACGAAAAUGUUUGAGGAUCUCUUCAAAGAGCUUUCCGUACGAAGCAGAACACCAGUGCAAUUUGUCGAAGCGGUAUACCAAAGCGGGAUUACACCUAUCGUAUUAGAGACACUGCCAGAAUAUGUUCUUGUGCCACUUCAAGACGCAAUCGCUCAAUGUCAAUCAACCCCACCAUCAAGCUGGCCUAAGGGGCUGCUAGAUUUGGUGAAUAGAAGUGACAUUGGCUCGGUCUUAACGCGAACGAAUAGCCUUCGUAUUCGUUCAUCUAAUCUUCUUGCACCCACCCAUAUUGCUUCAUGGGAUUUCACAUCACUUUGCCAGAAUGCUUUGGAGUUUAGCGAUGCAUCGUCCGACGACAUUGCAGAGAGCGACAAGCAAGCAGUUAUCCGUUCUAUAUUCAAAGAUGACCGGCGUCUUGACGAAACUAAGAUGAUGUUGAAUACGACAAAGCCGCGAACCGUGCGCCUGGAUCCUCUUCCGGGCUGGACGGAACCACAAUAUCUCGAGCAGCAGAAGGAAUUGGUGACAAGGCUCGCUAACAACACCUUAUCUAUACCGGCCGGUCGUGGCCUGAUGAACUACGGCUUGCGAUUCCCCCUCUUAACCCAGAAAUUCCACAUUAACGGCUUUAUCCUGAACUGUACUGUCAAGCCUAAUAACGUGACAGUGGGUGUUGACAAGUCGCUUUUCACCGAAGAGAAGAUUGCUUGGGCUUUCUUCCAUUCGGGCGUCGCUGGUGGGUUAUCUAUUUCUCGUCAAGCUAAGGGAAUAGAUACAUCAUGGAUUCUAUAUAACAAACCCGGCAAUGAUCUUAGCAACAGGCAUGCCGGAUUCCUACUGGCCCUUGGUCUCAACGGACACCUUAAAGGUGUCGCCAAAUGGGUUGCUUUCAAAUAUUUGACGCCAAAGCACACCAUGACGUCUAUCGGGUUACUUCUAGGGUUGGCCGCAUCUUAUAUAGGUACUAUGGACUCGCUCAUAACACGUUUAUUAUCCGUGCACGUAACCCGGAUGUUACCGCGUGGCGCUGCCGAAUUGAACUUGUCUCCUCUCACGCAAACAACUGGUAUAAUGGGCAUCGGUUUGCUUUAUUGCAAUAGCCAACAUCGCCGAAUGAGCGAGAUCAUGAUGUCCGAAAUUGAACAUAUUGAGGCCGAGGAUGAGGAAGAACCUCUACGUACUGAGUGCUACCGGUUAGCUGCUGGCUUCGCCCUUGGUUUCAUUAACUUAGGGAAAGGCACGGAUCUUAAAGGACUCCACGAUAUGCGUGUAACCGAGAAGCUUCUAACCCUGGCUUCAGCCACUAAAAAGGCCGAGCAUGUGCAUAUUCUGGAUAGGUCUACGGCAGCUUCCGUUGUAGCUAUCGCGCUGAUCUAUAUGAAAUCGGAAGAUCACAUAGUAGCUCGCAAAAUCGACGUUCCUGAUGCGCCACUGCAAUUUGAUUAUGUCCGCCCGGACAUUUUAUUGUUACGCACUGUUGCUAAACAUCUUAUUCUUUGGUCAAAAAUUGAGCCAACGCACGACUGGGUUCGCGAAAAUCUCCCACGUCGCUAUCAUUCAAGAUUACACCCGACUGCAAAUCCCUUAGAUCAUGAUGCUCGUGGGCCGCUUAAUUCGACUCACCUACCGUUCCUUACAAUUCUAGCCGGCCUCUGCUUUUCUAUAGCACUACGAUUUGCUGGGUCAGGGAACUUGAAAGUACGAGAUCUCUUACUGUCCUAUAUACGUAGAUACUAUACUCGAUGUCGCCAUCCCAACUCGAAAGCCAGCUUUGAUGAUAGGACUGUGCAUGCAACAGCGUGCAUGUGCCUUGAUGUCGUCGCGCUAUCUUGUGCGACCGUUAUGGCUGGUACCUGCGACUUGGAGGUUCUCCGAUAUCUCCGAUCGCUUCACAGCCGUAACGAGCAGGACACAACGUACGGUUCGCAUAUGGCGACACACAUGGCUAUGGGUGCUUUAUCUCUUGGUUGCGGCACACAAACUUUCAAUACAUCUAACUUGGCUAUUGCAUCAUUACUCGUCGCCUUUUAUCCCGUCUUUCCAGACUCGGUGCAAGAUAAUAAGAGUCAUCUGCAGGCCUUCCGGCAUUUUUGGGUAUUGGCUACUGACCCCCGCUGCCUAGUCACCAAGGAUGUAGCAACGAACGCGCCCGUUUGUGUUCCGGUUGCCAUACGACUCAAGAACUCGACAGAAGAGGAUGUACGUAGGACACCGUGCCUUCUUCCUCCCCUGAGUGACAUACAUAGCGUUCGGACUAUGUCAAUGGAAUAUUGGGACCUUGAGUUGAAUUUCGAAGCGCAUCCCGAAUACGCAGAAGCGUUCAAUCGUUCGCAAGCAUUGUACCUACGCAGACGGCCCGUUAGUGAUAGCCCGUUUGCAACGACAAUGCUCGCUCUCGGCCAACAAGGCGGACUCGGGGUUUUACAGACAACGGACACCGCCUCGCAGCCCCUCGAAUGGCUAUUUAAUAAUGUGCCGGAACUACAUAAACUCACGCACGCAGAGCGUAGUAUCGUACUCGACCGUGGCGUUGGCGGUCCCGAUGUUAGCAAUAGCUCCGUCAGCGCAGUUGAUGCCCGUUUAGUCCUUGAAAGUAUCGUUUGCAGCGGAACUAGAGAUAACCUGCUUGGCUUGAAGGGCCUAUUCGAGUGGCUUGAGUGGAGGGCCGGUAAAGCGCAAGAGGAAGAGAGUGAAAAAGAAAAGGAAAAGAACGAAAAGGGAGUUGACCGUGAUGAUCUGGUGCUCUACGAUGCCGAGAGAAGAAAGAAGAGAGACCCCCAUUGGAGUGGAGAAGGGUGGCUAAGAGAAGGCAUCGUUGAAGGAUUAAAAGGUGCCGUGUGGCUUGCCGGCAGGGAAUGAUGUGAACAGGACUAUACGCAUACGGAUUUUAAAAGGAAUAAGGGGUUUGCGUCUCGGUGGUGUUUACGCGGAUAAUAAGAUAAUAAAUAGGCCAGGACUGCUUAUGAAUUGAUUUGAUGAGAAUACUAGUCCGGGAACCUUGGAAACGAAAACCGAUAAGUCGGAGUUCUGAGAGAUAUCAUUUCGGCUUCGGUAACCAUUACGCAUCGCUCACGUUUUCACAUUCUAACUAUCCUUUAACGGCCGUAUGUCGAUACUAUCCACAAAUGCUGACCCGUCUGUAGCCACGAUCCCUAUUCCACCACUGCCAUAACCUGCAUCAUGAGCCGAGAGUUCCACGCUGGCCUCACCUUCGACUCUGGCGCGCAGCUCG
Messenger RNA from Hypoxylon trugodes, 6469 nucleotides. RefSeq lists its product as uncharacterized. Lineage: Eukaryota; Fungi; Ascomycota; Sordariomycetes; Xylariales; Hypoxylaceae. The transcript has 2 exons. The record is from RefSeq and is a predicted model, not a curated record. Gene Ontology annotation, biological process: metaphase/anaphase transition of mitotic cell cycle; protein K11-linked ubiquitination; anaphase-promoting complex-dependent catabolic process. Gene Ontology annotation, cellular component: anaphase-promoting complex. Gene Ontology annotation, molecular function: molecular adaptor activity. Bases 205 to 6096 code for a protein of 1963 amino acids.